Molecule: messenger RNA, 1179 nt
Organism: Haemonchus placei
Lineage: Eukaryota; Metazoa; Nematoda; Chromadorea; Rhabditida; Trichostrongylidae
Source: the annotation of a GenBank genome assembly
AUGCAAACGAUCCCCGCUAACGAUGCAACAGAAGAACUACGUCAGAGAAGUGCUUGGGAUCUUUCGAAACUGAGAGAUCUAUUGAGAAGGCUUGGUGAUUCAGUUGGAGAUAAACUUGCUGCAUUAGCUGCAUUCAAUGUUGCACGUAAAGAUGCUGAAGAUCAACUUUCCGUGAUUGAUGGUCGCGGGACCGACGAAGAAACUCCCGAAGAUCUCAGGAAAGACGAAGAUUCACUCAAAAGGCUCCAUCAAAGUAUUUCACAAAUUGACAGAGGCAAGCUGGAUGAGGAUCAGCGCAACGAGUUUUGUCUUCUGCUUGAACGCAUUAGCCGGACCCUUGCUCUUUUAAAGCAACGUCGAAGUGACAAGGAAAAAGAGAUUGCUCGACGCGAAGCCGAUGAAGCCUUGAGAAAUCUUAUCACUCCAAUAUCAGUCCGCUUAGUUGAACUCGUCAAUGAAGCUGAUCGCUUAUUAGAAGACAAAGAAGGAGUACCAACACAGUACAGACUGACUGCUGAAGAAAUCAUCAAUGAAUGUAAGAAAGCCGGUGAAAUUCUCAGAGACGCACCUGCAACUCACCCUUCUGUGAACAUGCUCGAAGCUGCACUCACAUCUGCUGAAAGGGUGGUUCCUGUUUUGCAUGAACGUGCGAACAUUUGGGAUAUGUUCACGAGAGUCAGAGAUGAAGCGACCAAAAUGUUGGAGUCAGUAGAUGCAAACCUUCCUCGAUUACAACCGGGUGCUGCACUCCUAUCCACAUCAGAAGGAGAAGCACUACUGAACUACUUGAAAGACAUGUAUGGUGAUAUUGAACGACUGCGAACUGCUGAGAAGCAGUUGAAUGAACUUGCAGUGCUUUUACGGCCACUUCUGCAAGUGCAACAGGAGAUACGUUUCUUCACGGUCGACCAAGAAAAUACGGAAAAACACUACGAGGAGAUUGCGGAGAGAGUUGCUGCAGAGCUUACUGCCGAAGCACAAUUGAAUCGCACUCUUGAGAUUCUUACUUCCGAACUUAAUCAAUGUAGUGAAGAGUUAACAUCUAUCGAUGGGCGAAAAGAUCGUCUGGUAAGAUUCAUUUUUUUCACCAAUAAAUACCGCAGUCAUCACUGUAAAAGCCUAGUUUUUCCCACAACCCUCAGAAUACUCCACGAGGGGGAAAAAUUUGAGAUGGAUUAA